Nicotiana tabacum (common tobacco) is the source of this 646-nucleotide messenger RNA. NCBI's taxonomy places the organism in Eukaryota, Viridiplantae, Streptophyta, Magnoliopsida, Solanales, Solanaceae. The record is from RefSeq and is a predicted model, not a curated record.
AUUUCAGUUUCUGUUUAGUGUUGAGAAAUCAUUUUGGCCAGUCCUUAAUAUCCUCUUUCCAUUCCCCAGCAUAUGCCCCUUGUCCUUUCUUCUUUCCCUCUGUAAUUUCUAUUGAAUAAUAAAAAAGAUGGGUGCGAUGACUUGCAUAGACAUUCUUUUGGCCAUCAUCUUGCCUCCCCUUGGUGUCUUUCUCAAAUUUGGCUGCAAGUGUGAAUUCUGGAUCUGUUGUUUGCUGACUCUCUUUGGAUGGCUGCCUGGUAUUAUCUAUGCUAUUUGGGUCCUUACCAAGAAUGACUGAUCUUUCCCCCACAUGGUAAAGAUGUGGAACUUUCAUUUCUGCUAAUGGGAUAUCCAGAUGUGUUACUUCCAAAGUUGUGUUACUUCUAUGAAUCAAGAUGUGUUACUUCUAAAGUUGUAAUUUUUUUGUUAAGCUUUCGUGAAUCUUGUGUGCUUCAGUACAGAAUUCUGGAUAGGCUGUUUCAUUUAUUAGUGUUUGUAGUCAUUACAUUGGUUGUAUGUUUGAAUUUGUAAUGUGAUUUAAAGUUUGUGAUAUUGCAUAUCAAGAGUUAUUAGUACUUUCAUGCUAUAUACUAAAGGGCUGGUGAUGUUGUAAUAGUCUAUAUCUUAAUAUGUGUUGUGUAUUCAA